Mycotypha africana is the source of this 789-nucleotide messenger RNA. RefSeq names its product Alpha/beta knot methyltransferase. Bases 1 to 789 code for a protein of 262 amino acids. Gene Ontology annotation, molecular function: rRNA (pseudouridine) methyltransferase activity; rRNA binding. The record is from RefSeq and is a predicted model, not a curated record. Lineage: Eukaryota; Fungi; Mucoromycota; Mucoromycetes; Mucorales; Mycotyphaceae. The transcript is spliced from 3 exons. Gene Ontology annotation, biological process: rRNA base methylation. Gene Ontology annotation, cellular component: nucleolus; small-subunit processome.
AUGGCAACAGAAAAACGUCCUCAAAACAGUGAACAAUCAGAUAAUGAACCCAAACGUAUUCGCGUGGGUGCAACAAGAGAUAACGUCGACGUACAUAUGAUACCUCAAGCACCAAAAGUUCCAAAGACCAAAAUUGAAAAAGAGAAUGCUCGUCGACUUAUCGUUAUUCUAGAAGAGGCUACUCUGGAAACAGUCAAAAUCGGCAAAAAUAAAGAGGGACAUUAUCAAUUACUCAACGUUGAUGACCACUUGCACAUUCUUAAGAAGAAUAACCGGGAAACAUAUGAAGCACGUCCUGAUAUUACACAUCAGUGUCUCUUAACACUCUUAGAUAGCCCUUUGAAUAAGGCUGGUUUAUUACAAGUUUACAUCCAUACCCAUAAGAAUGUAUUGAUUGAAGUGAAUCCACAUAUUCGUAUUCCCAGAACCUUCAAACGGUUCGCUGGUUUGAUGGUUCAACUACUCCAUAAAUUGAGUAUACGUGCUGUAAACGGCAAUGAAAAGCUUUUAAGAAUUAUUGAAAACCCAAUCGAAAAGCAUUUGCCCACUAAUAGCCAUAAAAUAGCCUUAUCUUGGGAUGCACCUACAGUAAAACUAUCAGAAUACAUGCCAACAAUUCCCGAAGAUAAAAAUAUUGUGAUUGCUAUCGGUUCAAUGGCUCACGGUACAGAUGAUUUUGCAGACUCAUAUGUUGAUGAUAAAAUCAGUAUCUCAGAUUAUUCAUUAUCAGCAUCAGUAGCAUGUGGCAAGAUAGCCUGUGCAGUUGAAGAAAUGUGGGGUAUUUUAUAG